This is a messenger RNA of Stomoxys calcitrans (stable fly), 836 nucleotides long. RefSeq names its product ribonuclease kappa. Lineage: Eukaryota; Metazoa; Arthropoda; Insecta; Diptera; Muscidae. Gene Ontology annotation, molecular function: RNA endonuclease activity. The coding region runs from base 137 to 424 and encodes 95 amino acids. The record is from RefSeq and is a predicted model, not a curated record. The transcript has 3 exons.
CCCAGUGAUACUGUCACAUGAUUUUCACCUGACUUGACGUAUACUUCGCGAAAUUAUUUUCCCAACAGGAAAAUCCGAAAAAAUCAAGGCGAUAUAUUGUUGGUCCAUCUUCCAUUAAAAUCCAAAAACAGGCAUAAUGAAAAUCUGUGGUCCUAAAUUAUCCCUGUGUGGUUUGAUAGUCUCCGUCUGGGGCAUUAUCCAAUUGGUUUUGAUGGGCUUGUUCUUCUAUGUGCACAGUGUGGCCUUGAUUGAGGAUUUACCCAUUGAAGAGGAAUACCACAGUUUAGACGAGUUCUAUUCGGCUGCUAAUGCUGCUUACAACCAGAACGCCUACAACUGUUGGAUUGCAGCCUGUAUCUAUGUGCUGACAUUAUUGUUAUCUGCUCAACAGUUUUAUGUCAACAGUCGAGUAACUGCCAACUAAAGUUUCCAAAAGAAAAAUACAAACGCCAUGAACUGAGGGAAAUUGCAGUGUUGGGUGUUAGCGCAAGGAAGAAGUCUCCUCACUACACAAAGUUCUACCACAUAUGAAGAGCUCUGCCGACAAGCCCUACAAACAUGCUAACGCACAACCUGCAAUUGGACGUUUAGUUUCUUUUUUUUUUCUUUUUAAAUUAAUUAUUAUUGUAAACUCUAGUUGUAUUUACUCUUUACAAUUUGUUGUUCCAAUUGUUUAAACAAAUCAUACAGUAUCAACUCAACCAUCUAAAGAGCAAAACAAAGAACACAAUGACGACCAUUAUCGCCCAUUUAUCUAAAAUUUUGAAAUUUUCUCAAUAUGCUAUUCAUAGAAACUAUGUUUCAUAUUAAAUUUGGUUUAAAGUAAAUUCAAACAA